Messenger RNA from Pelmatolapia mariae (spotted tilapia), 2404 nucleotides. Its product is annotated as 14-3-3 protein beta/alpha-1-like. Lineage: Eukaryota; Metazoa; Chordata; Actinopteri; Cichliformes; Cichlidae. The record is from RefSeq and is a predicted model, not a curated record. Gene Ontology annotation, biological process: intracellular protein localization; signal transduction. Bases 250 to 993 code for a protein of 247 amino acids. The transcript is spliced from 6 exons. Gene Ontology annotation, cellular component: cytoplasm.
CCACACCCCCCUUUAUUUUAGCAGUUCAGUUGGGUUCUUGCUGCUGCCGCCGCCGUUCUUCUCCUUUCUAGCCACUAUCUCAUAACGGAGCAUUUUGGGGAGCAAAUUCAGACUUCAUUAGGUCAGCAACACUUGUGGGGAUUGCCACUGUCCAUCCCAUCCUACGGCCAUUCUAAAGCGUAACAGUCCUCGACUGUCACUCAUCCUCCCGGGAUUUCUCAUUUCUCGCUUCCAAUAAAUAUAUAAACUAUGGCUAGAACGGAUCUUAUCCAGAAAGCCAAGCUGGCAGAGCAGGCUGAGCGCUACGACGACAUGGCAGAAUGUAUGAAGGCUGUUACAGAGAUGGGAGAGGAGCUGUCAAACGAGGAGAGGAACCUGCUGUCCGUCGCCUACAAAAACGUGGUUGGGGCGAGGCGGUCCUCAUGGAGGGUGAUAUCCAGCAUCGGACUGAAGACCGAGGGUUGCGAAAAGAAGCAGCAGAUGGUCAAAGAAUAUCGCGAGAAAGUGGAAUCAGAACUGGAUGAAAUCUGCAAAUGUGUUUUGAAACUGCUGGAUGACCAUCUAAUUAAAAAUGCUUCAAAUUCAGAGAGCAAAGUCUUCUAUCUAAAGAUGAAGGGUGACUACUAUAGAUACCUUGCUGAAGUUGCCAGUGGAGAGAACAAAACAAAUACCAUUGAAAGCUCACAGCAAGCAUACCAGGAAGCAUUUGACAUCAGCAAGGCUGAAAUGGAACCCACACAUCCCAUUCGUUUGGGCUUGGCACUUAACUUCUCGGUCUUCUUCUAUGAGAUCCUGAACUCUCCAGAAAAAGCCUGUGAAUUGGCCAAACAGGCAUUUGAUGAUGCUAUUGCAGAGCUCGACAAUCUACAAGAGGAGUCCUACAAAGACAGCACUCUUAUCAUGCAGCUCCUCAGAGAUAACCUGACAUUAUGGACAUCAGACAACGCCACUGAGGAGGGAGAGGGAGAAGAGGGCUCCAAGCCAUCGAACUAAGAAGCCCAAGCCCAUGCUGCUGGGGUUGACUCCAAAAAAUAAAAGGAAAAAAAACAACUUUUUAUACAUCCUUCAUUCCUUAAAAUGCUCCACUUAAACAUUCUACCAUGAAAACAUUGCUGAAAACGGUUGUGUAUUAAUAUGGGGGGGAAGAAACGACAAAAACGCACACUUGAUUUGGACACAAAAGAGAGAACCCUCCAUUCCUUUACUUUGUGGUCUCAGCCAUCCCCUUUGUGUGCAGUUUACCGUGAUUGCUAGCUCAACAUGAUAUCAGAUUCCCUACCUCAAUUAGAGGCAAAACAACUGGAAAGCUAAACUUCAUAAAAUGGAAAUGGUUGGAUUUUGUUCCAAUAACAAAUAUUACACACAUACUAAUUUCCUUGUAUAUCUUACUGUAGUACACCUGUCUCUACACAGCAGUUUUUAUUUUUUUGGGCCUUGUAUUUGAUAGACCCAAAGCAGGGGCAGAGAGAGGGGAAGACGUGGCAAAGGGCUGUGGGUCGGACUCGAACCCGGGCCGGCCGCUCUCAGACUUAUGGCAUGUGGUCGCCUGCUCGACACACUGAGCUAAACCGGUGCCCAGCAACAGAGGUUUAACUUCCCUCACUUUGUCCUGGGUCUGAUGAAGCAUUUAUACCUAGUGGGUAAUGGUGGGCCUCGUGUGAUCAAAUUCAGGGACAUGCUUGUCUCUUAAACCUUGUGGUGUUGACACACUUUCUGAACAUCAUAAGCAAGUUGUUAAUGCGCAUAACUUCCUUUAAACCUCUCUGGUGUGGCGAGUUCGAGAACAGCGCUCAGAGGCAGCCAGCUUGUGGAUGUCGAGGACUCUGACGUCCACGCACUAGACCCCGAUGGACAGCUGGUUGAAUUUCAGUGAACUUGUUUUUUCAUCACUCAUACACCGUGAUGAAACUUGAAGGAGUUUCCUGUAAUGUCCUUAAUGCAUCACUGUCUUGAUACUUGAUGUCCACUGGGAACUAGUUGGACUUUGUUUAUUUUCUCUCGUUGUAAAUUUCACGUCACAGAAGGAAAACCAGACUGAGAUGUGGAUGUUGAAGUAGAUGUUCACACUCCAGUCUUAUAUUCUGAUUUAUUUAUAAUGUCAGUCCUCCUCAUCCUCCAGCAGAGAGGCCACCUUAAUCUUCUGGGUCUUGUGCAUCUUCAGACUGACAUGGAAAAGACUGCUGUAACAUAAACCUGUCCAAAUGUCAAGUUUAUCCAUUUCUAAUGCAAGUUUGUACACAUCCUACAAAGGGUGAUUUGUUAGUCUGUCCAGUGAUUGUCACUAGAGAUUUGGACCACUAUUUUGCUAUUCAUUCAGUUGUAGACCCCCAGAAGCCUUGUUGAACAGUCUGUUGAAUCUGUAUGUAUCAGCUGUGUUAACAUAAAUAAAACAUUUUAUAAACCA